AUGCCCAAGCCAGAGCAAGCACGUCUUAGGUUCAUGGCCGUCUUCUUCGGCGCCAAUGACGCGUGCCUACCAGGGAGUGCGACAGGUCAGCAGAUACCGCUCAACGAAUACAAGAAGAAUCUGAGAGAUAUCCUUGAGCAUUCAAGCGUCGUUGCACAGAAACCUCGACUGAUCCUUCUCACGCCUCCCCCCGUCAACGAGUAUCAGAUGGAAACAUCCGAGCGAGCCCGGGGAUACAAGGAUCCACUAAGGUCCGCAGAGCACACAAAGGAGUACGCAGAUGCUUGUCGUCAAGUCGGAGCAGAGGUUGGAGUUGCCGUGCUUGACGUUUGGUCCAUCUUCAUGGCAAAGGCUGGAUGGAAAGGGGGCAAACCACUGGUAGGCUCGAAGAAGGUGGCGAGGAGUGAAGUUCUGGAGAAGCUGCUGAGUGACGGGCUGCAUUUUCGACCAGACGCAUAUCGGCUUCUUUACGAUUCAAUGAUGGACUUGAUCCAGAAGGAGUGGCCCGAUCAAGCUCCAGACAAUCUACGCUUCAUCUUCCGAUCAUGGCCGGAAGCACCUAAGUAA
Molecule: messenger RNA, 567 nt
Organism: Letharia columbiana
Lineage: Eukaryota; Fungi; Ascomycota; Lecanoromycetes; Lecanorales; Parmeliaceae
Exons: 3
Coding region: 1-567 (188 amino acids)
Molecular function (GO): hydrolase activity, acting on ester bonds
Source: RefSeq, a predicted model, not a curated record